Messenger RNA from Diaporthe amygdali, 1653 nucleotides. RefSeq lists its product as uncharacterized. Lineage: Eukaryota; Fungi; Ascomycota; Sordariomycetes; Diaporthales; Diaporthaceae. The transcript has 4 exons. The record is from RefSeq and is a predicted model, not a curated record. Gene Ontology annotation, molecular function: transmembrane transporter activity. The coding region runs from base 1 to 1653 and encodes 550 amino acids. Gene Ontology annotation, biological process: transmembrane transport.
AUGUCUCCGACCAAGGACAAAGAUGCAAAAAGCAACUAUGAGCCGCCAAAUGAGAAGUCGUGCGAUUUCGAAGGGAAUGCCACACCGGCAUCACAACACUCGCCUAGCAGCGACGAGGACACAAACUAUGCCACCGGUCUUAAGCUCUUCUUCAUAACGCUCGCCUUAUGUCUUGCAGUCUUUCUGAUGGCUCUGGACCAGUCAAUCAUCGCGACUGCUAUCCCCAAAAUCACAAACGACUUUAACAGCUUGGACGAUGUGGGGUGGUAUGGCAGUGCUUACCUGCUGACUACUGCCUCGCUACAAUUGCUGUUUGGGAAGUUUUACACCUUUCUGAACAUCAAAUGGGUGUUCCUGACCGCCAUUGGUAUAUUCGAGCUUGGCAGCUUGAUCUGUGGCGUUGCUCAGAACUCGAUUACGUUUAUCAUCGGCCGUGCUAUCGCUGGCGUUGGCUCGGCCGGAAUGUUCUCCGGUGGCCUUCUGAUCAUUGUCAAAAGCCUGCCUUUGGUCAAGCGACCCCUUUACACUGGUAUAAUUAGCAGUAUGUACGGGAUAGCAUCUGUAGCCGGUCCGCUACUCGGAGGCGUCUUCGCUGACAAGGCUACCUGGCGCUGGUGUUUCUUCAUCAACCUGCCCAUAGGAGCCGUCGCUGUCAUCACCAUCCUUCUCGUUUUUCACCCUCCCAAGACAACACUACACAAGACCGAAUCCCUUGCGGCCCGUAUAAACCACUUCGACCCGAUCGGCACCAUCAUCUUCAUACCCGCCAUUGUCUGCCUGCUUCUCGCCCUUCAAUGGGGCGGCACCACAUAUCCCUGGAGCUCAGGCCGCAUCGUCGCCCUGUUCGUGCUGGCCGGGGUGCUCCUCAUAAUUUUUCUGGGAGUGCAGAUGUGGAAGCAGGAGGACGCCACUGUGCCGCCGCACAUCGUGAAGAAGCGCUCCGUCUGGUCGUCUGCCGUGUUCUCGUUCUGCCUCGGCGCGAGCCAGUUUAUCAUGAUCUAUUACGUGCCGAUCUGGUUCCAGGCCGUGCAGGGCGUUAGCGCUGUUGAGUCUGGCCUUCGUGUCCUGCCCAUGCUGAUAUCCAGCGUUGUGCUGGCUCUUCUAUCUGGCGUGGCGGUGACUCUAAUUGGUUAUUACACACCCUUCAUGAUACUUACUACCAUACUGAUGUCGAUUGGCUCCGGCCUGUCAAGUACUUGGCAGCCCGACACAGGAAGCCCCGUCUGGAUUGGCUACCAGAUUCUUUUCGGAGCCGGGUUUGGCAUGGGGCUGCAGCAGCCUAUGCUGGCGGUGCAGACAGUACUGGACCCGGUCGAUAUAAGUACUGGUUGUGCGCUCAUGACUUUCCUUCAAUCCCUGGGUGGCGCGCUGUUUGUGUCAGUUGGCAAUACCGUGUUUAGCAACCAACUUUUGACGGCUCUGACCAAGUAUGCCCCGGGGGUCAACCCUUUGGCUGUGCUCUCAGCAGGGGCGACAAACUUUCGAGAUGUCCUGCCGAUGGAAUUGCUGCCGGGGGUCAUCUUGGGCUACAACAAUGCUCUGACGAGGACAUUUCUCGUCAGUGCUGGAAUGGCGGCCGCUACCAUCUUUGGCAGUGCGAUUGUAGAGUGGAAGAAUGUGAAAGGGAAGCCAACCAAAAUGGUUCUAGGUUGA